UCCUAGCUCCUCUCUGUUAUUGUUAUUGUUAAGGACCUUCUGUGCGGCUUCUGUGUGGUGAAAUGAUAUCCUCAAGAAUGAUACCUUUCAUAGCUGCUUCAUAGGCCAUCCAUUUUAAGUUGCCAUUAUCAGUUGGACCAAGUUCAUGUGGGCAUCUACCAGACUGAAUAAAAAAAAAAACCUUUAAGUGCAGAUGGCUGAAAAGAUGGAGCAGUUUCUACAGAGCUGUGAGAGGCAAGCCACUAAGCAAAGAGUAUUGCAGAUGGAGGCCAAGAAGCAGGAUUCAGAAGGACCUAUCGAAGCAGUAGGCCAAGGAGCCGUUCGUCCGGCUGAAACCCACCAAGAUCUAGAGGAUGACACCUGUCCGCUUCGGACAAGUACCCCGAAGAAGAACAGCAACCCAAAUCAACCAGAGGCACUGAACAUGAGAAGCCCCAGUCCCGUUCCUUGCGUCAAAGACACUCUUCCGGCUUUGCCUAUUAACUGUCAGGAGGUUGUAGAGGAGGUAGCAGAGCUUUGUCCGCAAGAAGAGGAAGAUGCAGAUGGGAACGACCAGACUGAGGUACGGUCCAUGGCUGGGGACCUUCAAGAGGUUGACACAACCAACCCUGUGGGAACAUCAAAGCCAUUUGCUAGUCAUACCCCCGAAGAGAUCAUGUCCUCCGUUGAUUGGGUGACGGAUGCUUCGAUAGCUAAUACCGAGGAAAUUAAAAAGUUAGAAGAUACUCAAAGGAAGCAUCGGGUAGCAGCUGUAUACCAGCACUCGAAGUCUAUGACUGAAAUAGAGUUGUUAAAGAAUGAAAGUCGAUGUCAUGUUGAGAACAAUGUCAUGCUGAGUCGGAGGAUUACGGCCCUUGAAAAUGACAAGGCAGUAGCAUCUGCAGGUGUAGAGCCAUGGAAGAUUUCCUUCUUAGAUCUUAAAAGAAAUAAGAAGGAAUUCAUCUCUUCCAGAAUCAUUCAAACUAAAUGCGGGGGAUGCUUUCAGGCAAAGUUAUUCCUGAAUGGGGUGAUUCACCUGGGGAAAUUACGGUUGAGGUUAGUUGUCUAUGAUAUAUCCGAGGGCGCUGCUGCUGAAUCGGCUCGUAGCAAGUACCGCUGUAGAGUGCAACUCCUGCACUUUCAUAACAUUACCAAUUCCGUUCAGGAAGAACAGGAUUUACGAAUGGAUGCAUGUGGCACUGAAUUCCUUACGUUAUUUCCCAUGACAAAAUUAGAAGAGAAUGAUAGUCCAUUUGUGAAGGAUGGGGUCAUUUUGAUCAAUCUAAUCUUUGAAAAAAUAUAAGCCGACAACAUUCCAAGCCCAAAAUUAAUUGGGCCUGACACAUACCAGUUUCUUUUAUUCUUUUUUUAUUUACAUUUGCCUGUUGAUGAUUGGGAACUCAGGCCCACAAAAGAAUACAUGCAUGGUAUACCGGGAAACCUCUACACUUUUUCUUAUUGCCAUGGAAACCUUCGGAAGUUAUAUCCCUUAAUUAUUAAUUUUAGAUUUCUUUUUACCUUUAGGAGUUACAAUUAAGCCUACCUCAUCCCCCUGUGGUUCCGUGUUGUAUGUGACUACAACAUGUAUGUAAUCAUGUACACUGUAUUAUGCAUGUUUUUCUUGACAAUCUACAUUUACAUGGGACAUGUAGGCCGUCAUAUUUUGUCUAGCCCGCCAGAGGUGAAGACUUAGGGAUCCAAAUGUCGUCCGUCCGUCACAAACAUUAUGACACAUAACUCAGCAGCAACCUUAAGUCACAUUUCAACCAAACUUGGAUGGUGGAUGUACUUAGGGGACCUGCAUGUUAUGCUGCAGUCAGAGGUCACAUUUUAAGGUGAAAGGUCAUUUUAAGGUCAAUGUUAAAGUUUACAUGCAGGACUCUCUUAUGACACAUUACUCAGCAACCUUAAGUCACUUUUCACCAAAACUAGGCCUGGGUUGUUAUUGUACUGGGGACUUGCAUGUUAUGCUACAGUCAGAGGUCACAUGGUAAAGUCAAAGGUCAUUUUAAAGUCAACAUUAAAGUUUACGUGCAAGACACUCUUUAUGACAAAUGUUAUUCCAGGGCAGUUAUUUCACAUUGAAAUUUUGAUAAAUUCUGGUUAUUUUCAUAAUGGGCAAGACACAAUUUGCUUAUGCCUUGUUUUAAUGCAGCGAUUAUACAUGUAUGAUGUACAUCAUAAUCUAUGCCAUGUUACAAUACUUUAUGUACAUUCAUGUGUAAUUUGUAUUUAUGUUCGCAUAUAGAUAUUCUAGGUCAACAAGAUUUUUGCUACCUAGCUGAUCAUGAUGUUGUAUUUAACUGAAAUGUUUUUUUUUCUACUGAAAUUUUGUUUUUAUUUGAUUCUUAUGUUUUGCAUAAGGAAUCUUGAAAAUCAAAUGAAAAAUAGGAAAAUGUAAAUUUUAAGUAAAGUAUUAGUAAUAUAAACUCGGUUUGUUACCUGCUUUAAUUUUUUUUACUAAAAUUGACUUUUGCUAAAUUAAUGCAGUUGCUUUGUGUAGAAAUGUUUUUUUUAAAUGAAUUCACGCUUCUUGUAUGCUUAGUGUGUGCCUCUAUGUAUUUUCAGAGAAAAUUGAGAGCUUUUUUUAUUUAAGAAAAUUGAUUACAUUUUAAUUGUUUGUUUUGAGUGUAAAUUAUCUCAAAUUUAAUGGAAUUCAUUGAUGUGUACAUAGAAUUAGAUUCUACAUAUCAUAUUCAUCAUAGAGAUGUACAUGUAUUUACUUCAUAUUUCAUGUUCCAAAUCAUGUACAAACAUUGUAUUUUGUAUUUGAGGGAGAUAAUCCCUAUAUACCAGAGGCCCGUAACACAAAGCUUAGCAAUGAUCAUAGAACAUUUUCUACGAUUGAUUCCAUUGACCACAAUGUACAAUCAAUCGUGAAAAUCAAGCGAAGAUUAAUCGCUUACCUUUGUGUUACGAGACCAAGGAUAGGUGUGAACUGUGAGCUAAAUUGUAAUUUUUUAUCCUGCUGUAUGGAUCCAUUUUCUAUCAAUGGAUUUAUCUCAGAAUCAAUUAAAGUGACCUUUCAUUGACAAAUCAUGGGGAAAUCAAGGCUUAUCUCAGAACAGAAGGGAUUCCACUCGGCUGCAUGCCUGGGGGUGUUACGUAAUAGACGCCGGCAUGUCUGGGAGGUAUUGAGAAAAAUAGACUAACCAACCAGAUGUAAACUGCGUGUUAUCACUUUGAAUCAUGGAACUUUACAGUGGUUAUUUAUUUUGGUUUAGCAAUCAAGAGACCUGCCAAAAGUCUAGGAAUUGUUGGAAACUGGAACUGCGAUGAUCCGAAGUAAAUAACCAUCACGAGUUCGGUCAAAUUUGUGCAGUCCGAACUUUUAUCGCAUUAGCCCGACGGGCGCUCAUGACGGACGGAUUAUAUUAAUGCAAGUCAAUUUGCCUUUUGCAAAUUUCGUAUUUCCCCAUGAUUUGUCAGUUGCUGGGCCCUUUGAGAAAUUUUGCACCAUAUGCCAUUUCUGCUCAGCCCCCUCAAAUUCUUUGGUUAUUACACCACUACCCUGAAUCAAUUUACCGCCUUUGCACACGGUAAAAAAAUUGUAAUUUGAAUGAAUCUUUCAGUGAAAAAUAAGGCUAGUGACGAAUAUUUAGUACAUGUGAAACCCAACUAGGAUAUGAUAGCAUCACGAAUGCUAAUCACAGUCAUGAUUACAAUAGAAAUCAUCAUUACAAGAUUCACGAGUGAAAAGGCCCUAAAUUGAUUAAUUUGUUAGGAAGGUGGUGUAUGACUCCGGGGGGGGGGGGCAGUCAAAUAUAUUGCUGUACA
Molecule: messenger RNA, 3756 nt
Organism: Lytechinus variegatus (green sea urchin)
Lineage: Eukaryota; Metazoa; Echinodermata; Echinoidea; Temnopleuroida; Toxopneustidae
Exons: 3
Coding region: 194-1282 (362 amino acids)
Source: RefSeq, a predicted model, not a curated record